AUGCAGACAAGGAUGGACACCCGUUUCGAGAGGAUGGAACACCGUUUGGAGAUGAUGGAGAAGAGCCUUGACGAGGUAUGUACAAAAUUUUCUACUAUCGAGACUAUGUUAGCUGCCAUCAUGAAGGAGAAGGAGAAAUCAUCCGAUUCUAGGACCUUCCACGAGACGGACACAUCCCAGACCACGAACCAUACCACUACGUUGUCUGGGACACCAAAAAUUGACCUCCCCUCAUUUGAUGGAUCUAACCCACCUGCUUGGAUAGCCAGGGCUGAGCAAUUUUUUUUGGUUCACCACACUCCAGUAGCGGAAAAGGUUCCAAUUGCGCUCGUCGCCAUGUCUGGGGAUGCAUUGUAUUGGGUUCAAGGUUUAAUGCGCCGUUUUCCUACUAUCGCUUGGCCCCAGUUCAUUGAAGAACUAUUGUUUCGCUUCAGUACUCUGACAACUGUGAAUGCAUAUGAGGCUUUGAAGGUCACGCGGCAAACCGGCUCUGUCGAUGAGUAUAUCACUGAAUUUGAAGCUUAUGUUGCUCAGGUAACUGAUCUAUCUGACCCUCAUUAUUUGGGUCAGUUUUUGGGUGGUUUACGCGAGGAUAUCCGAAUCCGUAUACGUGAUGACCCUUCCAUGAAUGUGUAUGCUGCAAUUCGAUUGGCUCGUCAAGUGGAACGUGAAUUGAAUUUCACAAACUUUCCAUCGGGUAAGGGACAACCUCGUUCAUCAUACUCUCCCUUCUCAAGUUCUAGCCGCCCAUUACAGGCUCCACGGUUCUCGUCACCUCUCCAGCAUAGCUCACAAAUUCAACACCCUCAAGCUCGCUCGACUCCCACCCUGAGUUCUGGAGCCAGCCAAAAGGGGUCAACCUCAAAUACAGGAUCCACUAUCACAUCUCAAAAGUUCUUUAGAGUGCGUCAACUCACACUUUCCGAGUACCAGUCCCAUCAGAAACAAGGUCUAUGUUAUCGGUGCAGCCAACCCUAUGGCCCGACACACGUUUGCCCAGCUCGUUCCCUAAACGUGAUGCUCGCGGGUGAGGAGAUGGACGUUUCACAACCUUCAGAGUCGGAGAUACCCAUUGUCUCUGAAAUGGUCGAAGAGGUCCCAGACCCUCUGACAACUGAACCCCCACUUCUCCAAACCUUACAACUUUCACACCUUGCAGCCAAGGGUUUUGAUGGUCCCCAUACGAUGAAGUUGAUAAGCAGACUUGAGAAUUUGAAGCUCCUGACUAUGGUGGAUAGUGGCGCGAGUCAUUGUUUUAUUUCGGAAAGGGUUGUGGAUAAAUUGGGAUUACAUGUGGAGCCUUCACCGACGUAUUCUGUGAUGCUCGGCAAUGGUCAACGCAUUUCUUCACAGGGAUUGUGCCGCGCCGUUUCUCUUUAUUUGCAGACUGCUACAUUUAUGGUUGAUUGCUUUGUUUUUCCGUUGGGAGGGGUGGAUAUAAUAUUAGGUGUCUCUUGGCUGGCUUCGUUAGGAGAUGUGAAAGCAAAUUGGAAAAAUUUGACAAUGGAAAUAGUUAAAGAUGGUCGUACGAUUCUUUUGAGAGGGGAUCCCUCGUUCACCCGCCAAGCUGUUUCUGUGGCUACAGUAAUUCGCGAAUUUUCUGACGGUGAGCAAACAUGGCUUUUAUGGUCGAUGGAUCAUUCGGAAUCUCCACCACAUUGUCCUGUGUCAAUCGAGCCUCAUUCACCAACUCGAGAUGCACUCUCGCCCCUUUUAGCAGAAUUUUCGGAGAUCUUAACACCAUUUUCUGGACUACCUCCUAAGCGACACAUUGACCAUCGUAUUAACUUACAACCUGAGGAUCUUCGGGACAGGGAUGAGGUCUUGCGCCAUUUGCGUUUCCACCUGGAACGUGCUCAACAACGCAUGAUUCGGGAAGCGAAUAAACACCUUAGAGACGUGGAGUUUGCAGUAGGGGAUAAAGUGUUUGUCAAAUUUCGUCCUUUUCGACAGCGAACACUUUUCCGCAGCAUGAACACUAAGUUAGCACCUCGAUUUUUUGGGCCAUUUGAGGUAGAGGCUCGUAUUGGAGCAGUUUUUUAUCGAUUGAAAUUGCCUGGUACCGCAAGGGUGCAUCCAGUCUUUCAUGUUUCGCUGUUAAAAGCUUCAAUGGGAGUGAAUUCCAUUGAGCCUACAUUCCCUGAUGAAUUAUUGGGAGAUGACCCAUUAUUUAUUCCGGAGAAAGUGCUGGCGCGGUGA
Molecule: messenger RNA, 2199 nt
Organism: Striga hermonthica
Lineage: Eukaryota; Viridiplantae; Streptophyta; Magnoliopsida; Lamiales; Orobanchaceae
Source: the annotation of a GenBank genome assembly